Molecule: messenger RNA, 609 nt
Organism: Nicotiana tabacum (common tobacco)
Lineage: Eukaryota; Viridiplantae; Streptophyta; Magnoliopsida; Solanales; Solanaceae
Source: RefSeq, a predicted model, not a curated record
AUGGCAAAGGCGUAUGAUAGUCUCAUGGUUGUUUUUGACAAAGGUGCUAAGGCAAACGGGGUUUGGAGAGUUGAAGUACUUGGAAGAGCCUUGGAUGCCUUGUUUGACAAUCCUGAUUUCAUAGGAUUUGAUAUGCCAAAGUGGAGUCAAAACAUCAACUAUUUAUCCUAUGCAGAUGACACAAUUAUUUUUUGUUUUUCUCACUAUGGGGCAGUGCAGCUUACCAUGAAUGUAUUAAAGGAAUAUGAGGCAGCUUCAGGUCAGAAUAUCAACAAGGAAAAGUCCUCUUUUUAUAUGCAUGAAGGAGUGCCUGCAAAUGAAGCUAACACUGUCUAUUUGAUUACAGAAUUUCAAAGAAAUCCCUUCCCAUUCACAUAUUUGGGAUGCCCUAUAUCCUACAGCAGGAGGAAGAAAGAUUUCUACAAGGGCAUCCUCUUCAAAUUUCAGGAGAGGCUAUCAUCAUGGAAAGGUAAGCUAUUCUCAAUUGGUGGCAGGGCUGUUUUGGUUGCACAUGUGCUUGAGAGCAUGCCAAUUCAUCUCUUGUCAACUGUGAACCUACCAGUAUAUGUGAUCAAUCAGUUACACAAGAUGUUUGCUAGGUUCUACUAG